AUGCCUUUGAUUCGACGAUCAAGAAAGGCAUCUGAGAAUGACAACAAUCAGACUCCGAUUCCGGACGAAGAAGACGAUAAGAGCAAGAAAGUAGCCGCGAAGAAGGCUAGGGUUGAUGAGAAGAGUAGCAAAUGGUCUUGUCUGGACAGCUGUUGUUGGUUGAUUGGUUGUAUUUGUACUGUUUGGUGGAUUCUGCUGUUUCUGUACAAUGCGAUGCCGGCGUCGUUUCCUCAGUACGUGACGGAGGCGAUCACGGGGCCGUUGCCGGACCCUCCCGGGGUGAAAUUGGAAAAAGAGGGGCUCAAGGUGAAGCAUCCGGUGGUGUUUGUGCCCGGAAUUGUCACGGCGGGGCUCGAGCUGUGGGAGGGGCAUCAGUGUGCGGAAGGGUUGUUUCGGAAGCGGCUCUGGGGAGGCACAUUUGGGGAGGUGUAUAAGAGGAACCCUCGUACGGGGUCUGAUUUGGUGUCUACAGUUGUUGCAGAUCGACUGCGUGAUAAGCCAUUGACGCGCCCCACUGAUGUCGUGUUUGAUUUGAAGAACGAUUAUGGUUUGGAUAUUAGCUACCGGGUGGCCUGGUUGGGUGUUGAGAAAGCUAGGGGCGAGGUGUACGGGGAUCACGCUACGUCCUUUGAUCAGCUGAGGUGGUAUAGCAAUUCUGUUAUGCAAAAAAACCCAAAUAGUUACAUUAAUCUUGAGUUUGACCCAAAAACCGGGAGCUUUGUUAGGUAUUUCAUAUCAUUUCGCGCUUGUAUAGAUGGGUUCAAACACUGCCGGCCUAUGCUUUUUUUGGAUGGAACGUUUUUGAAAGGUAGAUUUAAAGGUAAUUUGCUCGCAGCUACUGCUAAAGACGCCAAUCAAGGAUUGUUUCCGGUAGCCUUUGCUAUUGUUGAUUCCGAGAAUUCAGCUAAUUGGGAAUGGUUCCUUCAUAAUUUGAAAGAAGUUGUUGGGGGUGGGCGAACAUUGACUUUCAUAUCUGACCGCCAUGUCGGAUUAUUACACUCUAUGCCCAUUAUUUUCCCUUCAGCCCAUCAUGCAUAUUGUUUGUUGCAUCUGCAAAUGAACUUGCGGGAUCGAAUGAAAUAUGUUAAUGCAUCGCACAAAAUUGGGUUGAUGCGCAAGUUACGGGAAUGUGCCUACGCGCCCACUGUUACUUGCUUUAAUGAGAAAUUUGAGGUAUUGAAGAAGUCCAACCCAGCUAUGAUUGAAGAUUUUAUGAAAGACUUGCACCCAAAACACUGGUCUAAUGCGCAUUUCAGAGGCCGACAGUACGGGGAGAUGUGCUCAAACGCUGCUGAAUCUUUCAACAAUUGGGUCGGCGAGGCCCGUCAUCUUCCUAUUACUAGAUUGGUUGAUAUGAUAAGGGGUCAAAUAAUGGAGCAAAUGUUGGACUGCAGAGUUAAAUGCACUAAAUGGGCCGGUGUAAUAUGCCCUAAAAUGGAGAAAAAAUUGGUGGCAGCGUAUAACGACAGCAGGGCUUGGUGUGUUAGCCAGGCUAAUGAUGAUGUCUAUGAGGUCCACUCCCACCCAUCGGUGUUGGUUGAUGUCGGCAAGCUGACAUGUUCUUGUUUUCAGUGGCAGAUCAACGGGUUCCCAUGUUCCCAUGCUGUUGUUGCAUUCCGUAAUAGUGGGAGAAACAUCUACGAUGCCAUAGACUCUGCAUUUUUCAUUGAUACAUUUCGAGCUACUUAUAGCGGAACCAUAUACCCCAUCCCAACAGUGGGGAGGCCACUGUUUAACCCAGCUGAAUGUUUGAUAGCUCCGCCGACGGCCAAGCGUCCUCCCGGUCGGCCAAAACGGAAGAGAAUUCCAUCCAAGGGGGAGGUAGUGCAACGUAUACGUUGUGGUCGUUGCGGAAAAGUGGGUAAUCACAAUAGGAAGACAUGCAAAGAGCCAUUACAGGUGGGCUGUCAUAUGAUUUAA
Molecule: messenger RNA, 1920 nt
Organism: Camellia sinensis
Lineage: Eukaryota; Viridiplantae; Streptophyta; Magnoliopsida; Ericales; Theaceae
Source: RefSeq, a predicted model, not a curated record